GUUUGGUGUGAGGUGCUUGUCACCGUUCGUUGCAUCCUGGGCAGUUAACACGGUUAGUAGUUAAUGGCCUAGCAGCUCUGCUGGCAGCCAUCUGACACCUGGUCAGUGACAUCACAGUCAAGAUGGCAUCGCGACCCAAUCCGGCCGCCAAGCUAGCCGAGAUGAGCCGACAGCAGGCCCUGAUCGAGCAGAAGCGGCGCGAGAUCGAGGCGCGCCGACUGGCUGCUGCCGGCGGCGGCGCGAGCGGCCCGGCUGCCGCCGCCGGCAGGGGUGGACCCUCGGCGGCCAGCGGCUCGCUGGCAGCGGAUGGGCCGUCGGUAGCCAGCCUCAGCGCCAGCAGCAGCGCACGGCGCCUCUUCGAGGCACACAAGCAGAGCUUCCGCCCAGCGCCUAAGAGGCCUGCCAACACGGAAUCGGCCCCUCCAGCUCCCAAGCUCAGUCCUGCCAACGCGUUUGAAAAUGACGGCAGCUUUAUGGAAAUGUUUCGGCAGAUGCAAAAAGCCCACGCGGCCGCGCGGGCGCCGCUGCCGCCGGCUGGCCUGGUCACGGCGCCCAUGGUGACCCCGGUGGCGCUGGUCAACAAGUCGCCGGAGCUGAUAGCGUACGCCAAGCGCGUGUUCGGCAACGUGGACCUGAUGACUGAUGACCAGUGGAGACAGUGUCAGGACCAGAUGAAGAUGAACGUGCUGCUGCAGGACAUUCAGAAGAAGAAGGCGGAGGCCGAGCGGCUCGAGCGCAAGGGCAAGGUCAAGUACGACUACGACUCGGACGAGGAGACCGAAGGUGGCACCUGGGAGCACAAACGGCGCCAGGCUGAGAUGACCGAGACACACGCCAAGGCCGAGGAGCUGACCCAGAUGAACGAGGGCAAGCAUCACAUCGGCGACUUCCUGCCGCCCGACGAGCUGGAGCGCUUCAUGGAGAAAUGGCGCGCGCUGAAGGAGGACCGCGAGCCCGACAUGUCCGACUACCGCGAGUUCCGCAUCAAGGAGGACAACAUGGGCUUCCAGAUGCUGAAGAAGAUGGGCUGGACGGAGGGCUCCGGCCUGGGCUCGGACGGCAGCGGUAUCACGGCACCCAUCAGCCAGAAGCGCACGCUCGACCCGGCCGGCGUCGGCGCCAGCUCCCAGGCCGACGUCAGCAAGGAGGACGACGAGUUCGAGGCCUAUCGCAAGCGCAUGAUGCUCGCCUACAAGUUCCGCCCCAACCCGCUCAACAACCCGCGGCGCGCGUACUACUGAGGGCGUGCGACCAGUGCCCGGAC
Pollicipes pollicipes is the source of this 1264-nucleotide messenger RNA. Its product is annotated as SURP and G-patch domain-containing protein 1. The transcript has 8 exons. The record is from RefSeq and is a predicted model, not a curated record. Bases 123 to 1241 code for a protein of 372 amino acids. Lineage: Eukaryota; Metazoa; Arthropoda; Thecostraca; Pollicipedomorpha; Pollicipedidae. Gene Ontology annotation, cellular component: nucleoplasm. Gene Ontology annotation, molecular function: RNA binding.